Messenger RNA from Thunnus maccoyii (southern bluefin tuna), 1572 nucleotides. It is a transcript of the gene arl8ba, whose product is annotated as ADP-ribosylation factor-like 8Ba. The record is from RefSeq and is a predicted model, not a curated record. Gene Ontology annotation, cellular component: lysosomal membrane. The transcript is spliced from 7 exons. Gene Ontology annotation, molecular function: GTPase activity; GTP binding. Gene Ontology annotation, biological process: anterograde axonal transport; protein transport. Lineage: Eukaryota; Metazoa; Chordata; Actinopteri; Scombriformes; Scombridae. Bases 92 to 652 code for a protein of 186 amino acids.
UCCCACUUCCCUUCCCCGCUGGAAAACGCCACAUCUGACAGGGAGGUAGAAACAGACACAACCACAGGGGAGUGUGACCACCGACCUCAAGAUGCUGGCACUAAUAAACCGGCUUUUGGACUGGUUCAGGUCUCUGUUUUGGAAGGAUGAGAUGGAGCUGACGCUGGUCGGCCUCCAGUACUCGGGAAAAACAACAUUUGUAAACGUGAUCGCUUCUGGGCAUUUCAGUGAAGACAUGAUCCCAACAGUCGGGUUCAAUAUGAGGAAGGUCACUAAAGGAAAUGUCACCAUCAAGAUCUGGGAUAUAGGAGGGCAGCCAAGGUUCAGGAGCAUGUGGGAGCGGUACUGUCGGGGAGUUAAUGCAAUCGUGUACAUGGUUGAUGCAGCAGAUCGAGAAAAGGUGGAGGCGUCUAGAAAUGAGCUUCAUAAUUUAUUAGACAAACCACAGUUGCAAGGAAUUCCUGUUUUGGUACUUGGUAACAAAAGGGAUCUCCCCAGUGCUUUAGAUGAAAAGCAGCUCAUUGAGAAAAUGAAUCUGGCAGCUAUUCAGGACAGAGAGAUAUGCUGCUAUUCCAUUUCUUGCAAAGAGAAAGACAACAUUGAUAUCACACUUCAGUGGCUCAUCCAGCACUCAAAAUCCCGGAGGAGCUGAAAACACAGGAGUAGUUUCCCAGCUGUGUUUGCCAUGUUACCGUCAUGCCACACCCUCAUCACUCUGCAAUGAUGUACAGUCAUAUCGUUAACUCACAUGCUGCACUGUUUUGCUCAUGUCACACUUUCCCCCCUCACCCCCCUCUUUUUUUUUCACCAUGUGAUUGUUUCACAAACCCUGAGAAUGCACUACCAAAAAGCAUAAUUCUGAUACCAAAUUUAAGGAAUGUAAUUGGCAUUAAUCUUCUUGUAAAGCUGUACUUAAACUUGAAGUUAGAACCUAAUUUGGGAUCUACCUUUUUACCCUCAAGGCAUUACCCUGUUGAACAUACCCAGUGAUUUAUAACACUAAUCUCGGGUAUACAAUGAUAUCCUGUGGAAGGAAGGUUUAUUCUGUCAAACAGGCCUCACAUUACAACAGUUGGAUAUGAUGCCCGGAGACGGCUAACGUGUGGACAUACAGGUUUUCCCAUUUCUGUCAAGCUCUGUGAUCAUUUAUGAGGACUGACACCAUUCGCCUGAUCGGGUUUUCCUCAUUCAAGGACAUGUCUAUUGUUUUAGAAAAUUGUGCAUUUAAGCAAGUCAGUUUAAGCAGGUCUGUACAAAUAUCAAGCUAGUAUGAUUUUUACUGAUGUGAGAUAUGCGUGUAUGAAUAUAUGAUUCUAUUUAAAGUCUGAAUGUACUAAAAGUAAAGCUGUACGGGGUUAUGUGGUGCAUAUUGGCCUCCGUUUGUAAGUAGCCUCAGUGGAAUGAUGUCCUUUGUGCUGCCUCGAAGCUGAGAGAGUGGCAGAAUUUAAAAAGUGCCUUGUGCAAUGUCUCAUCUCUGAAGCAAAGCAGCAUGCAAGGUGUGCCUACCCGGGUAGAGGAAAAAAAUACCACUUCAAUAUAUUCAAGAAAUAAAAAGGCAUGCUUUUUAAUUUA